AUGGCAUCAUCAAUAAGUUCUUGUUCUAUCAACGAAUGUAAACGUUCAUGUCGAGCAUUAUGUCUUUGUUGUCAACAGUAUUUAUGUCUUGAUCAUUUAAAUGAACAUGAUAAAAUAAUUAAUGCUCAACUUCCAUUAUUAACUGAUCAAAUUAAUUCACUUUAUAAUCAACUUAAUAAUGAGGUAGUCAUACAACCAUCUAAUCUUACAGAUCUAAAUCAAUGGCGUGAAAAUGCGCAUCAUACAAUUGAACAAUUCUAUGAAAGAAAACGUCAACAAUUCGACGAAUUAAUUCAGGGAAGAAGAAACAAUCAGAAAAAAGAAUUAAAUGAAAUGAAAAUGAAAUUUAAUGAAUUAAUUGAAAAACAAGAAGGAACAAAGGAAGAAAUUGAUUUUAUGAAAAAAUCUAUUGAAUUUAUUGAAAAAGAUGUGAAUGAUCUUCAUCAUAUUCAUAUUAAUAUUAAUCCUUUAGUUAUUAAUGAUAAUCUCAUUAGUAUUCCAAAUGAAACAACGAACAAUGACAAUCAUCUAACAACACAUCAAAAACGUUCGGUAACGUCUCCAGAUGAGUCUUCUACGAAAUCGAUGAAACUAUCACGAUGGAAAAUUGAACAACAAACUUCUGGCAUUACGGAUUCAAUGAGAAUAAAUGUAUUGAAUACAAUGAGUAGCUUAAUCGAUACAUAUGGAUCAUUGAAUAUGCAAAAAAUAAUCAAAGAUAUGAAAAAUUGGCUUAAUGAAACUUAUGGGAAACAGUGGAAUGUUGAAAUUAUUGACAAACAUCAAAAGCAAUCUUUUCAAAAUAUUCAUACGAAUGAAUAUUUAACAGUGAAAGAAACAAAACUUGAAUGGACGAUUGUCAUUUUUAAAGAAACAUCAUAA
Molecule: messenger RNA, 882 nt
Organism: Adineta steineri
Lineage: Eukaryota; Metazoa; Rotifera; Eurotatoria; Adinetida; Adinetidae
Source: the annotation of a GenBank genome assembly